UUCGCAGCGCCUUGCCACCGAACUUGCUGCAGGACCAGCGUUCUCGUUCCAAAGCCUCACGCCAGCCAUCAAAUACGACUCCCUACGACCUUUGCUUCUACCCUACGCGUUCUCUCCGUAUACAUUCACUACCUCUUCAUACUCAUACACACCGAUUAUCUCGUAACAUGGCUGCUUCCAAAGGAUGGUUCAAUCUCGAAGCUGCCAGUGGCACGAUCCCUGAGACUCAGUUCUUCGAGGGGGAUUCCGCGUUCAAGUUCCUUGGGUUGACGCGUAUGCAACGGCUGUAUGGAUUCGGAGGAUGUCUGGCAUUAGGUUUCAUUCUGAGUAUAUUGGGAACGGCAUUACUGUUCGUCGGUCAGCUCACAAGCUUUGCGCUCCUGUAUGCUCUGGGUACAGUCAUCUCGUUAAUCGGCACUGGUUUCCUCAUCGGUUUCCUGAAACAAUUCAAAUUGAUGUUCAAGCCUAUUCGCGUAGUAGCCACAAUAGUCUUCAUAGCUUCGAUAGUUCUUAUAUUCGUCGGCGCCUUCGUGCUCAAGAGUGGGAUCCUGUGUAUCAUCUUCGUCAUUAUCGAGUAUCUCGCAUAUACAUGGUACACACUCUCAUAUAUCCCCUAUGCGCGGUCCGCCGUCCUCAAAGUGUUUGGGCUUUGAGGGCUUGGCAUUUCCACUUCGAACGACCGUGUGUUUGGAACUAUACCAUGUGCUAUUUCUGGGAUGAACUAUCGACAAUUGUAUCGUACAAAAGUAAUGUGUCUGUCGUUGUAUGUCUGUCACUUUUUGGAUGGUGUUCCAAUGCUAUUUAUGUUAAUUCUGGGUGAAGGACAACGCAAAAUGAGCAUUGCAGCUAGUAGAUGCUCUUG
Molecule: messenger RNA, 862 nt
Organism: Somion occarium
Lineage: Eukaryota; Fungi; Basidiomycota; Agaricomycetes; Polyporales; Cerrenaceae
Source: the annotation of a GenBank genome assembly